Parus major (Great Tit) is the source of this 998-nucleotide messenger RNA. Its product is annotated as histone H3.3A. Gene Ontology annotation, molecular function: structural constituent of chromatin; protein heterodimerization activity; DNA binding. Gene Ontology annotation, cellular component: nucleosome. The transcript is spliced from 3 exons. NCBI's taxonomy places the organism in Eukaryota, Metazoa, Chordata, Aves, Passeriformes, Paridae. Bases 64 to 474 code for a protein of 136 amino acids. The record is from RefSeq and is a predicted model, not a curated record.
CCCCCCUGCCCCGUUUGCCCACGUUCCUUCCGACAGGUGUAAGGCAGCGACGUCGGCAGGAGCAUGGCCCGUACCAAGCAGACCGCCCGCAAGUCCACCGGCGGCAAGGCGCCCCGCAAGCAGCUCGCCACCAAAGCCGCCCGCAAGAGCGCGCCCUCCACUGGCGGGGUGAAGAAGCCGCACCGCUACAGGCCGGGUACUGUGGCUCUGCGUGAAAUCAGGCGCUAUCAAAAGUCCACCGAACUUUUGAUCCGCAAACUCCCCUUCCAGCGUCUGGUGCGUGAAAUUGCUCAGGACUUCAAGACAGAUCUGCGCUUCCAGAGCGCUGCCAUCGGUGCUUUGCAGGAGGCAAGUGAAGCCUACUUGGUUGGCCUGUUUGAAGACACCAACCUGUGUGCUAUCCAUGCCAAACGUGUCACAAUCAUGCCAAAAGAUAUCCAGCUAGCACGCCGCAUACGUGGGGAGCGUGCCUAAAACCUCACCACGAUGGGUUUGUCAUUCUCGAAGCAAAAUCUUCUUCCUGUUAUUGGUAGUAAUGAACGUUAGAUAUUUUUUCCAUGGGGUUAAAAGGUACCUUAAGUAUAUGGUUGCAAGUGGAAAAAUAGGGGACAGAAUUGGGUAUUGGCAAGUUUUCUUUCCAUUUUCAUUUGUGUGUGGAUUUUUAAUAUAAACAAGGGGACAUAAAAACAAUCAAUGUGGUCAAAAAAAUAAAAACAUUAAUUGUUGAAACUUGUUCACCAAAACAACUUUAUAAAAAAAAAAUAUAAAUAAACCUGUCAAAUUUUUCUGGACAAUGCCAGCAUUUGGAUUUUUUUAAACAAGUAAAUUUCUUAUCAAUGGCAACUAAAUGGUGUUUGUAGCAUUUUUAUCAUACAGUAGAUUCCAUCCAUUCACUAUACUUUUCUAACUGAGUUGUCCUACAUGCAAGUACAUGUUUUUAAUGUUGUCUGUCUUCUGUGCUGUUCCUGUAAGUUUGCUAUUAAAAUACAUUAAAUGAU